Messenger RNA from Darwinula stevensoni, 270 nucleotides. The record is from the annotation of a GenBank genome assembly. Lineage: Eukaryota; Metazoa; Arthropoda; Ostracoda; Podocopida; Darwinulidae.
AUAGCUAUUCUGGCAUCUACUAUCUGAAAUAUGGAGGGGAAGAGAGCAAAGAUAUUGAUUGCAGUGGAGAAGCUGCUUCCGUGUCUCAAAGGGAGAGAACCAUCUUUGUUGGUGACUGCCUUCAUCAGGCUAAGCAGCGCCUUCGUGAGAAGGAACGUGCACAAAUGAAUGCAACCCUCAUGUCGUGUCCUAAAGGAGUAUAUGAGCAUGAAUAUGGGAAGAAGUCUUUGGGCACUAUGGAACUCAUGAUGAAAGACUACACAAGAAGAU